Paramecium octaurelia is the source of this 3282-nucleotide messenger RNA. The record is from the annotation of a GenBank genome assembly. Lineage: Eukaryota; Ciliophora; Oligohymenophorea; Peniculida; Parameciidae.
AUGAUAAAUGACAAAUCUUCUUUUAUUUCCUCCUCCAAGUAUAACAGUCCAAGAUAGGAUUAUACGGACAAUUUAUUGUAAAAUUUAAACAUCUAAUAAUCAAGUGAGAAUAACAGUGAUCGCAAUAGUGUGAAUGAAAAACGAAAGUUUGGGGGCGCAAAUAGAUAUAAAAAAAAGCACAAAAGACAUAGCAGGGUUUUUGAUGAUGAUUAUCUUUAAAAAGAGAAGCGGGUCUUUAAAUAGAGUUUACAACGUCUUUAUGAAGAGUCUUUUAUAAAAAACAUCAUAGACAAUUCAUAUAUAAAAAAAUUAGGCUCAUUGAGUACGUAUCAAGUUUAGGUCCUUGAUGAUCUUUAAUUCGGAACAGAUAAAUAAAUUGAUGACAUUGAUAAUGUUUUUUACAGUUUCUUUUCUAGUUAUUUGGAUAGAAUAUCUGUAAUAUAUCCAUAAAGCAAUUUUAAAAUAUUUUGGAACACAAUUCAAGUAUCAACUUUCAUUCUGAUAUUCUUGUGGUUGCCAUAUAAAUUAGCUUUUGAAACUAAUUACAUCUCUUAAUUUUACGAUGAAGAAAAAAAAAUGUCGAUAGAAAUAGCUUUAUUUGUGAUUUGUGCUUUCGAUAUCUUUAUUUGUUUGAAUGAAGCCUACAUCCACAAAGGAAUUAUAAUCAAGUAUUAAUAAUGUAUUAGAUUAUUUAGUCAACGGUAUCAUAUCAUAAUGAAUUAUUUGAAAACCACUGCAUUAGCAGAUAUGAUAAGUAUAUUUGCAUUACUUUAUGAAUUAAUCAUAGUGCAUUAAUAUGAAAAUCAAUAUAUAACCUUACAAAUCUGCUUGUGUUUGAUAUUCGGAAUGAUAAAGACUUUUAAGAUGAAAUAGAUAUUUAAUUAAAUAUAAGAAUAUUUCAACAUCAAGGGUGUAUUAAAGGAUUGCUUAUAAAUGACUCAAAUAAUUUGUGGACUGAUGUACUUUAUACAUUUGAUUGCAUGUCUAUGGCAUGGAUUGGGAUAACCAACCAGUAAGUAUACAUGGUUGGAUAUAAAUCGUUUGAGAGGAGCCAAUGAUAGUAUAAGAUAUGCAGAAUCCUUGCAUUGGGCUGCAGUGUAUCUUACAAACGUAGGUUCUACUGAGAUCAAAAUAGCUAAUCAUGAUGAGAAAUAUUUUGCUGCUGCAAUUUCAUUUUUAUCUCUAUUCAUAAUGGCUAUAAUAGUAGUCUCUUUAGGAUACUUCUUCCAUAAAUCCCAAAGAAAUGAAAUAUAUUCUGAAUCAAUGAAGUUGAUGAAUAAUUUUAUGUCGAUGAAUAAAAUUGAUUUCAAUUUGCAAGUUCGAAUUAGAAAUUAUUUAGAUUACAUUUGCAAGGUAAUUGUAAUCAAUGCUAAAUUAGGCAGAAUAAUCGAUGAUUGAUGAAAAUGUUUCAAACAUUGUAAACAAAUUAUCAGAGAGAUUAUAAGCAGAAUUAAAAUAUCAAUUAAGAGCAUCCAUUUUAGAAUCUUGUGAUUUUAUUAAGAAGAACUUUUCAAUCAAAUUUUAGUAAGCAUUGGUUCCCUUUAUGGAGGAAGUAAAUACCAUACCUGAAGAGAGGAUAGUUGAAAUGAACAAUAUUGAUGAUUGUUCUAUAUACAUUAUAAACAAGGGAGAAAUGGAAGUAGUGUUUGAAGCUAAGAAUAAGAUGAAUGUAAAGUUCAAGAGGAAUAAUAUCAAAGUCUUAGAAGUAUUUAUUGAAUUUUUUUGAUUUAGAGAAAGGAGAAUAUUUUGGCUUUUAUAGUUUUAUUACAAAUUUGCCUAGAACAGCCACAGUUGUGUCUAAGGGAUUCGGAAAACUAUUUAAGAUUUCUAGAGAUAACUUUAUAAAUCUGUUGGAUCAAUUCCCAGACGAACGAGAGAUCUUUCACAUGAUCAAAGACAAAGUCAAAAUAAGUCAAGACUUGUCAGAUUUACAAAUCAAAUGUUAUGGAUGUAAAGCCAACUCCCACAUGGUCAAUCUAUGUCCCAUUUUACAUUUCAAUCCAAAUUAAGACAGAGUCAUCAAGUAAUCACUCUAUCCUCAUCAAUAAGAACGAGACGAUCCUUAAUAGUAUAUUAUCUUAUUUAUUAAUUUACUAAGACCAAGAAAGUCCAAAUUCAUAAAUGCUUUGUUACAAUAGUAAAUCAUAGAAUAGAUUGCCAAAGAAUAUCAGAUGCAAUUGAUUCAAGAAGAAACUCAGGAGGGAACAUAAGCUACUCAUGUGUUAUUGCAAGAUGACGUCUCUGACACAGAUAGUCGAAGUAUCAUUAAAUAUCAAACAUAGCAUACUCACAAAUGAGAACACGAUCAGUCUCUAGGGUUAACACUCAUUCAAUCUUGUCAAUGCAAUAAUAGUCUUCUAAUUAUAAAAUUAAUCAACCUCAUCAAUAAAUGAAUGCCCAAUAGGCUAAUCUACUUCCCUAAGUUGAUGAGGAUGAAGUUGAAAUGAUAGAAGAUCAAGAUCAAGAUUAAGAUCAAGACCUCCAACCUAAUUUUGAUGAAUAGAUGAACAAUAGAAAAGGAUUCAAUAGAAAAAAUGAUCCUAAACAUACAGUAGAAACUGCUGGAUUUGGAAAUAAAUUUAAUAAACCUAAUAAUGUGGAAUAAGACAUGGACAAUUUUAUUGAAUCUGAGGAUGAUGAGGAAUAUUAAGAAGAAUCAAGUGGUUAACCCUAACAAUAGAUGGGUAAAUCAAUUUCAAAAGGAUCCUAAAGUCCACAAAAUUCAGGAACAAAUCCAAGAAAUAUCCAAUAAAUGGGAUAGAAAGUCACCUUUAUUAAUCCAUCAACAAACUAAUAACAACAAAGUGGAGCCAACCCUAAUGUUAGACCCAGAACUUCAAUCAAAAGGGGAACAACCAAAACUAAUAACACGGCUAUAAUCUUUGAUAAUGUCUUAGCUCAAUUAUAGGAGAACUAAUUAUUAACCAUUGAAUUUGUAAAUGAUCUCAAAUAUAUAGCCUAUCAUAACCUUUCCCUCUCUUGGUGAUUUCGAUAAGAUUAUGACCUUUAGAAAGUAUUUCCCUCAGCAUAAUAUUUCUGCAGUUUUAAAACUAGUUGAGAGAUACUAAAAGCAAGUCGAACAUUUUCCCAUCUUUUCUCUAUAUUCCUUCAUCUAUACUGCAAUUUAUAGGGGCAAAGAAUUAAGGAAAAAGGCAGAAGUAGCAAAACAACAAUAAAAGCAAGUGUUGUAUUAUCCUAAAAUUAUCAAUAAGCCUUAGAAAUAUUUUAAGUAUUAUUAUUCUUUAAACCUCUAGGAGAUAGAUUACUUAAAGAUAGGUUUGA